AUGGAAGCUGAUCGAAUCGGAGUGAUGCUGAUGGCGGCUGCUGGUUACGAUCCUGCUGAAGCCCCAAAGUUCCAAGAAAAACACGGUGACGCCAGGGAUGAUUUCCUGACGUCAACUCAUCCUUCUGGAAAGAAAAGAGCUAAGGCGUUACGAGAGGAUCAAGUGAUGAAGAAAGCCAAAUACUUGUAUGAUCAGGCUCGUGCCAGAACUAAUCCUGGAGUUAGAUUUCGUAUUUGGCCAAACGUGAAGAACUAG
Oldenlandia corymbosa var. corymbosa is the source of this 255-nucleotide messenger RNA. NCBI's taxonomy places the organism in Eukaryota, Viridiplantae, Streptophyta, Magnoliopsida, Gentianales, Rubiaceae. The record is from the annotation of a GenBank genome assembly.